Contarinia nasturtii (swede midge) is the source of this 1591-nucleotide messenger RNA. Its product is annotated as eukaryotic translation initiation factor 4E1-like. Gene Ontology annotation, cellular component: cytoplasm; eukaryotic translation initiation factor 4F complex. NCBI's taxonomy places the organism in Eukaryota, Metazoa, Arthropoda, Insecta, Diptera, Cecidomyiidae. Bases 233 to 889 code for a protein of 218 amino acids. Gene Ontology annotation, biological process: translational initiation. The transcript has 3 exons. Gene Ontology annotation, molecular function: translation initiation factor activity; RNA 7-methylguanosine cap binding. The record is from RefSeq and is a predicted model, not a curated record.
UCAUUACUGGUUUACUGUGUCUGCUGAUAUAUACAUAUACAUAAUUUUUUUUUUGUCAAAAUUCGUGCGUUGCCUUAAUCUAAUAUUCUCAUUUUGGUUGCGGUGCGCCCAUAAAAUAGUUUUGCAACUUAAUUAUAAAAGUAUACAAGUUUUCAAUUCAACGAAAAUUCCAAAUUGAUUUUUGUAAAUAAAUUUUGAUUUUGUUCAUUAAUCAUCUAUAUUUAAAUUUGAAAUGGCCAAAUCGAGUGCUGAAGAAGUUGAAAAAACUGAAAACAACGAAACAAUUGUAAAGAAGUUUCCGGAAAAUGCAUCGGAAAUUGGCAAAGAUGCAUCGAUUGAAAGUUUAAUAAAGCAUCCAUUGCAAAAUUCAUGGACACUUUGGUAUUAUGAUCAUGAGAAGGGUAAAACAUGGGAAGCAUGCCAACAUCAAAUCACAACAUUCGAUACCGUCGAAGACUUUUGGAGCCUGUAUAAUCACAUCAAGCAACCGACAGAAAUCAAAAAUGGUAACGAUUAUUCGCUAUUCAAAAAUAACAUUCGUCCGAUGUGGGAAGAUGAGCAAAACAAAAACGGCGGCCGUUGGAUCAUCAAUUUGCAAAAAUUCUUCCGGCCACAUGAGCUCGACAAGUUAUGGUUAGAGGUCAUUCUAUGUUUGAUUGGCGAAGCAUUCGAUUACUCGGAAGAUAUUUGCGGUGCGGUGGUCAAUGUUCGUCUUAAUCGCCACAAAAUUGCUAUCUGGACGUCAAACAAUAACAAACAGAGAAUUCUCAGCAUCGGCCGAAAGUUAAAAGAAAGUCUCAAUAUACCGCAAGAAUUGCAAAUUCAAUACGAACUGCAUAAAGAAACUGCAUUCAAACAUGGUGGCAAAGCAGCAGCAUAUACUUUGUAGUUUUCUUCAGUUAUAAUUUCUUUAUCACAUCUUUUCUCGAUUCGGAUAAGCGAAAUCCUUUCAUUUUUUUUAUAUCACAUUCUAUUAUGCGAGAUGAAUAAUUUUCAAUUAAUUUUUAAGUGAAAGAUUGUGAAUAAUUUUAUUAAUGGCAUUAUUAUCACUGCUAGAUUUAUCUACGCUAUGGUAUAAUUUCUUCUUCGUUUUCUUUUUUUUCUGGUAAAACAUAAUUUAAACAAGAAUCAUAUGCAAAUUAUAAUUUAAAUAUCAAUCAAAUUUAAAGCAAAAACCGGGUGUUUUUUUCGCUCCGAGUUUUUAUUAGUUAAGACAUACAAUUCAUGUAAAAAAAAACAAAAACCUUCAAAUCCAAAAUCAUCAUUUUCGGUGAAAAAAAGAGAACAACAGCAAAAAGAAAAUAAAUAAACUUUUAAUUUGAGCAAAAAAAUCUAGUUUUUAAGUUUUCAUUACUGAACGAAUGAGAUCGUAUAAAAAUUUCAUUCAUUUCAACACAUUAGAUUCGAUAAUAUAUAAAUUUCUAACUAAAAAUGGAACCGUAAUAAUUUAUCAUUGAAUCAUUUCAAAUUGAAUUGUUAUUAUAAGUUCGCUAUUAAGCUAGAUAACAUUAGGAGGUUUGAAAUGUGCAUAACAUUAUAAAUUAAAUAGAACAUUUGCAGAAAACAAAAUAAAAACACCGGUCAUGCGUAA